AUGGUCGCAUUCAUCCUCCCCAAAGUCUCUCCGAGCGUCGAGGUGACGAUCCCAGCGAACAUCACCCAAGAGCAACUGCUUGCAUUUCGUCCUUUCAAAGAGUGGCUUGCGACACUGCAAAAAUCCAUCAAGGUGCAAAAAUCCGAAGCCAUGCAUGCCUUUUACGACAAGAAGGACCCUUAUCAAUUACGCUCGAUUAAUGUCCAUUCAGUCGAGUGGUUCGGGCCUCGCAUCGGCUUCAUCUUGAUGGAAACUGUGGUGCAGAAUGCCGCCGACCCGCGGCCAUUACCCGGCAUCGUCUUCUUACGCGGUGGCAGUGUCGCGAUCCUUAUGAUCGUCCGCCCGGAAGGGGACAGCGACGAGAGAUUUGUCGUCAUGACUCAACAACCGCGGAUACCAGCUGGGAGCCUCACUUUCUAUGAGAUUCCGGCAGGGAUGAUUGACGAGUCAGGUACAUUUGUUGGCGCAGCAGCGAACGAGAUCCGCGAGGAGACCGGCUGGAAAGUCCCACAGGGCGAGCUCGUCGACAUGACGGAGAUGGCUUUGAGGAACUCCACGGGUAUUGAAAGCCACCUGCAAAAGGCAAUGUAUCCCAGCCCUGGAGGGUGUGACGAAUUCAUCGCCCUGUUUUUGUGGGAGAGGACCAUGUCUCGCAAGGAGCUUGCCGAGCUGAGAGGCAGAUUAACCGGAAAUCCCAAAGAAAGAGAGAAAAUCAAGGUGAAACUGGUCGAGUACAAGGAGCUGUGGAGGGAAGGAGCGAGGGAUGCAAAGACACUGGGAGCCUGGGCACUGUAUGAGGGUUUGACCAGGGACGGGAUUUUGACGUGA
Molecule: messenger RNA, 828 nt
Organism: Cladophialophora psammophila CBS 110553
Lineage: Eukaryota; Fungi; Ascomycota; Eurotiomycetes; Chaetothyriales; Herpotrichiellaceae
Exons: 1
Coding region: 1-828 (275 amino acids)
Biological process (GO): nucleoside phosphate metabolic process; ribose phosphate metabolic process
Molecular function (GO): ADP-glucose pyrophosphatase activity; ADP-ribose pyrophosphatase activity
Source: RefSeq, a predicted model, not a curated record